This is a messenger RNA of Bursaphelenchus okinawaensis, 3319 nucleotides long. The record is from the annotation of a GenBank genome assembly. Lineage: Eukaryota; Metazoa; Nematoda; Chromadorea; Rhabditida; Aphelenchoididae.
AUGUCAUUGGGGCAGAUAUCCUACACGCGUGAGGCGUUUCUGGCCUUGAAAUCGCAAGCACAUGAAGCCAAUCUCCCACCGCACAUGAACAGUCCGGAGUACAUGAAGUAAGUUGGUUUUAUUUUAUAUUAUUCUUUGUUUAGUGCCGAUGGAAAGUUUGUGCCUGAUAAAUACAUAGAAGGCUUGUGGAAGUUGGAAAAAGGGUCGGGGAAGAAGAAAGCCGAUCUCUCUGACGCCUUCACUAAUGGAUCGUCGCUGUCGCCACAACGCCGAGGAUUUUCUGGUGGAUGUAAAGAAGUGUCAAGCAAUGGUAAUAUCGGUUUUUUAUUUGUAUUGGGGAUUUUAGCUGUUUUUACGACCAUUUUGGAAGUAUGAGAUCUCUAAAAUUUUGUAAAAUUUUUAAAAUAUUAUUUAAAAACAUAAUUUAAGAUGAAACGAGUCUUCGGCGACGAGCAUUGAACAAUAAUCUCCCAGCUACGUCGCAAAACUCCAAACGCACUAAAAAUGGAGUCAAAGGCUCUACCUCAACGUUUGGAAAGAAGUUUACACGAAAGGACGAGAAGAACGAGGAAAUACCGGAAUGGAUGGAUGGCGGACCGUUGGAUCACAAUGAAAUUAUACCUUUAGGUGGAUUUGAUGACGAAAAAGAAAAAAAGGUUAAAACGGAAAAGAAGUCUUGUAAGUUAUAUAUUAAUAUCUGCGUUUGAAGAAGUAUAUAUGUUUUGUGGAAAGUACUGUAUAACAGCUUUAGUUUGACUUUAAGUAACGAUAAAAUAUAUUGUUGUAUAGAUCUUUUAGUUUUGGUUGUUAAAACUUUGUUUUUAGAUUUGCUGAACGCAUUGACGAAAGACGAUGCAGCUCCGAAGUCAUCUUCUUCCUUAUUACCUGAGUCUGAUUUGGAAUUUGCUGCUCAAUUUGGAUUAUUGGAUAUAAUGGCAAUAAGUAACGCGGUAAGUUCGAGAAAAACAAAAAUUGAAUUUUUGUUUAUGUUAAUCUUUCUGACAUUUUUACUUAACUAUUAUUUAUUUAUUGGAAUCUUAAUUUGACAGAACAUUAACAUUUUAACGAUAAUGUUUUCAGAAUAAAACAGAAGCUCCAGAAGCCCCAAAACAAAGCAGGUUAAGUCAAUUCUUCUCGGAAAAACCCAAAGAAAAUACUCAAUCAACCCUUCCUCCAGCUGUAGCUAUGUUACUAAAAGGCGCUUCUAAUGCACAUUCUGCGCAAAAGCCACCGAUGAAAACCCAAAUAAUGGACGAACAAACACUUCUGGAUUGCUUCAAAAGUAACAUUUUUGACUUUUUAUUUUAAAAUUUAGGUUUUGACGGUUAAAAUACAUGUAAAAAUAAAAAAAUUAGUAUUUUUAAAUAUCUACAUGUAAGAAUUUCUUUUUAUGUAUUUUUUUGAUUAAGAAAACUUAUAUUAUGAUUGUUUGUAGGGUCUGAAAACAUGCCAAAUCUGCCAAAACCGAUCGAAGAAGAGUCGUGGGACGAAGAAGUGGAAGAACUCAAGAAACUAGUACUCAGUGAUUACGCUGCUUCAGAACCCGUUCGCAAAUUAGAACUUGAAACAAAGACCCCUGUUAUGAAGCAGACUUCUUCAACAGCCCCUCCUGUAGAUACGAACAUUCCCCAACAGUCUAUGCCUUCUGCGAUGCCUGGAGCUCCACCUUUCUUCCCCAUGAAUCCAAACAUGAUGAGAAUGACUCCAAAUGGAGGAAUGAUGCCUCCGAUGAUGAUUCCCGGUCCAAAUGGAAUGCCAAUCUAUCAUCCUGGUUACAUUAACUACGUGGAACACAUGAUUGCUGUGGGCCAAAUUGACGCAACUAACCCGCGGGUCGAGAUGAUGUUGCAGCAGAUGAAGUACCAGAAGCAGAUCUUUGGGAACCCACCCAACCCUUUCAUGCAACCCGUGAUGCCACCAGGAUCUUCAGGAGAGAGAGGCUUUGUUCCACCGUCAAGCAUGUCUUCUAGCACCUCGUCCCCAGCUCCUGCGAAGACGAAGCCUGCUUUUGAUCUGGUGCCAACGGCCGUCAUGUUACAACAAACCAAACAACAACAUAAAGAGGAACGCGACAACAAAUGUAGGUUUAUUUUGUUAUAGAAGACAAAAUGCAAUGAGUUCUGAAGCUUUGAGAGGAUGAUAAGUAGAUUUAUAAAAACACAUUUAAAAUGUAUCUCCUGCGACGUUAGAGCUUUGGGUGCUACAGUUCAGAAAGCUUUUAAAGUUUGAAAAUACUAUGGUUUUGAAAUUUCAGCGCCUAGCACGAUAACAGAUAAGUCGCGGAGCGGGUCGUCAACCUCACUAAAUGCCAGACGAUCCUCAAAUCCUCCAGACUCUCAGAUUCCACUAAAUUCUACCCCAACUCCUUCAAUGAUGCCUCCUUUCAUGGGUGCACCACCACAAAUGGGACCGUAUGGUUCGGCUGGAUAUGCACAGAUGGGUAUGCACGUCUUCCCGGUACCACAUCCACUUGGUGAGACCUGAUAUACAAUGUUGUACACAGUUUUUUGUGAAUUUGUUUGGUGAUUGAUGUUGUACAUGUGAUAUGUUGUAUAUCGAGGUAGACUGGGCGUUGUGGUCGAUUUUUAUUGAUAUUAUUGUAAUUGAUAGCUGUUUUAUAAUUUAGUUUUUUGGUUUUAAAUUGCAUGGAACUUUUCGUUUUGAACAAAUUUUGUAAUUUUUUAAACUUUUUGGCUAAAACUUUAAAUUGUAGAGUUGUUUUAUAGUUUAUUCCUUUUCUGGUUGAUUUUAUAUUAUGGUAAAUAGUUUUAGCGUUACAAAUGGAAGCCAAAAGGCUACAAGAAGCUCACCAAAGAGGCGAUUCGGCCGCCGUCGCUUAUCUCCAAAACAGUAUCCAAACGCAGCUACAGGCUCUCACUUGUCUUCAGAAUGCAGCAGCUCAAAACAUGGCUCAGGGCGGGUAUCCGAUUGGUCAUUCACUACAUUUAAUGCAACAGAAAGCUGGAGAAUGCCCACCUAAUGUAAGUCAACUUUUUAAUAUAGAAUUCUUUUUAAAUUAAGAUUGAGGACACUUUUGUAAAAAAGCGUAUUAAAAAAGGUUAAAAUUUUUACGCUAACGGUUAAAGUAAUGUUAAUUAACAUACGGUUCUUUUUUUAGUAUCCCGGUCCAAUUGGUGGAAUGCAGCCAGAAGAACCUCCUCGAAACUCUGGCGGUCUCCCUUCGGUGUUUCAAAAGUUGUCGCAACUUCACGAUCAACAAAGAAACGUUCCUUCCAACCUUUCCAUCUUGAACAAACUUCCACCCAAUGUUCAGCCAUUGACCGUAGAAGAGUUGGAGAAACAGUUGGCGUCGUCAUAA